AUGAAUGAACCUGAUAUAAAUGAUCUCAAUAUGAAUAAACUCGAUAUAAAUGAACAUGAAAUGAAUAAACCUGAUAUAAUUGAACCUGAUAUAAAUGAACCUAAUAUAAAUGAAAACAAUAUACUAGAAAAAUGCACAAACCAUUAUAAAGCUUUAGUUGAACACUAUGAAAAUGAAGUAUUACUUUCUGAAGAAAUGCCUAAAAAACUUUUUAAUGAAAUUUCGCUAGUUGGAUCUGAUGAGUAUUUUGAAAAUGAUUUCGAUAGAAUUAAUUUUAAAUCAAUUAUUGGAUUGAAUGAUUUUAAAAACCAAGGAGAUACCUCUCAAGAGAUAGCAAAAAAAAUUGCAAAUUUGAUAGAUGAUACUAAAAAGCCUCGUAAGCACCAAGAUCCUGAAUGUCAAAGAGAUCAUGGAUCAAUUGAAUGCUUUGAUUAUAGUGGAACACUUAGAAUUUCUAUAAACAUGAUAACCAACAAUGCAUCUAUUUACCUUAAACAUAAAAUUCUUUACAAAUGA
Cetraspora pellucida is the source of this 516-nucleotide messenger RNA. The record is from the annotation of a GenBank genome assembly. NCBI's taxonomy places the organism in Eukaryota, Fungi, Glomeromycota, Glomeromycetes, Diversisporales, Gigasporaceae.